UCACGACCAAGGGGUUGAAAUUCGCGGUCGUGAACUUGUGAGGCGAGGUCGCGAUCUCUGGUCAGCACAUUUACGCGUUGAAAACUCAAAGUUCGCGGCCUGACAUCUUGGUUGCGAUCCAUAAUGUUGCGGCCAUGAAUUUCCUCGCAGGUUCAAAGGAUGGUGGUCGUGAUUCAACUGGGAAAAAUCUCUGUUUUUCCUUCGCUGGCUACCUCUCCAAGUUCGUGCCCAUCACUCCAUAGAUUGAGGUCGCGAUCUUUAGGCUGGAGGCCGCGAUCUUAGCUCUUUCUUCGCAUCCUCCAUUCCUGGUCGCGAUCUUCCUUCUCUAGACCGUGAUCUUCAAUUUUUCGCCCAUAACUCUACACUUGUGCUCCUUUACAUACCUAAUUCGCAUGUAUUGUCAAAAGCACCCUAAAAUCACAUAAUAAUCAAAUAGGAACAAAAUAGGGAUGCGAUUGACUCUAUUUAAGCAUUUAUGCACAUGAAUUGGCACGAAACAAACCUUAAUAUGAAGGGUAUACAACACCAAUUUAGGUGUUGUCAUCGUGCAAGAGAUAGUUCAAGAAGGAAGAGCCACAAGUUAACCCAUCUUGAAGACAAAGGAAGAAGCAUCUAUAUCAGGAGAAGAAGAUCCCCCAAACCCCACCAAUUUUGGGCUUAGCUUGGGAGAGGAAGACAAGAUUGAUAAAGACAACUUCAAUUCGGAGCAACAAGGAGCAUCUUCAACUUCUACAACAUCAUCGAUGGCUAGAGAAAAAAGGAGAAAGACAAGUGGUCGUUCCACUUACUCUUUAUGUGUGCUAAAGGCUAAGAGCAUCCAACAUGUGCUACGCCACCAACAACCAUAGAGAUCAUAAUUAACUCAGAUGGUGCAACAAGCUAGGAGAUAUGGAGGAAGAAAUGAUGAUGAUCCGGUACAACACUUGAAACAUUCUUAGAGAUUGUCAAUUCCAUACCUAGAGAUGACGAUACCAAAGAUGGAAUUCGACUAUGACUUUUCCUGUUCUCUCUUGGAGGAGGAGCAAAGCAAUGACUCGAAUUCCAUCUACCAGACACCUUCACCACAUGGGAGACCUUUGCACAAGCAUUCAUCGAGGAAUACUUUCCACCAUGGAAGAUAGUGCAGCUUAAAGAUGAGAUUACUCAAUUUCAACAUAAGGAAGGAGAGAAUUUCUAUGAUCCUUGGAGGAGAUUUCAGGAGUUUAUCAAAUCAUACCCCAUCAUGGAUUCAUGCGAGAGAAGAUUGCAAAGUAUUUCGAGAAAGGUCUUGAUCGAGACACCACGAUGAUGGUAAACCAGUCGGCCGAUGUUGAUUUCACAACAAUGGCAGGAGUACAAUGCUAUUAGCAUUUCGCCGUACUAGCAAGGAAGUCAAAGAACUGGUCCAAGCGUCCAACAAUGAUCAAACGGUUGAAAGCUGCCCAAGAAAGGGGGAUGAUGUCGCCACCCUCUGUGCAUACAUGAAGGAGCUGACCCAACAAUUAAGAAAGACUUCAAUGGAGCCAAAGAAUGGAUCAUUUGCAUCCUUGUUCAUUUGUGAAGCAUGGGGAGAAGAAGGCCAACAAGGAUUCGAUUCCUAUAGCCAAGAAGAGCAAAAACAUGAUGUUGUCAAUUAUAUAAAUCAAGGCUAUUAAUCGAGACCUCUUUAGUGGACUUGUGGUCUGCUUUGUCAGGGUUUUGAUGUAUUUUAAAAAAAUUGUGGUUUGCUUAAAUAAGCUUGUGGUCUGCUUUAUGAGGUUUCUGGUGUGCUUCAGUGGACUUGUGGUUUGCUUUGUCAGGGUUGUGGUGUGUUUUAGAAAACUUGUGGUUUGCUUAAAUAAACUUGUGGUUAAUAAACUUGUUGGUCUUCUUUAUGAGAUUUUUGGUGUGCCUCACUGGACUUGUGGUAUGGCAGUCAAGGUUUUGGUGUAUUUUAGAAAACUUGUGGUUUGCUUAAAUAAACUUGUGGUUGCUUUAAUAAACUUGUGAUGUGGUUACUUGUGAUAUGCUUUAUGGAGCUUGUAAUAUGGUUACUUGUGGUUUACUUUAGUACUUAAAACUAAUUUUCUUACAUAUAAGUCCUAAAAAUGAUGAAAAUUACAUUUUAGUACCUAAAAAUUUUUCUAUUUACAUUUUGGUACAUGACCUUUUAAAAAUUUACAAAUAGGUCCAUUAUUAAGAAACUUGUAGUGUGUUUUAUGUUUAUUGUGGAUUGCAGAGUAGUUAUACCGAUUUAAAUCCUAAAAUCCUACGAUUUUACUUACCUAUCCUGAUUCAUAUUUUAUUAUAAAAUCUAUGGACCUUAAAAUCCUAUACUAUUCACGAUUGAAAUCCUUAAAAUCUUUAAACUCUUACGAUUUUAUGAUUCCAAUCUUUGAGUCAAUUUUACUUAUUUUUACCAUAAUUUGCAAAAUUAAACCUCUUUUCCUUCUACUCCACCAACAUCAUCUAGUCUCUCACACUAACCACCAUCGAUCAUCAUUAAUCCACGUCAACGUAUUAAACAUCAUCGAUUCACCACCUCUUAUGAUGCGGUCCCAUGACCCCUGAUGCCGAAAUAAAAAACGAAGAUAGGGAGGGCGGGGGUUUUUGGCCGAAAUUUUCCCGAUCGGGGAAAUGGAGGAAGAGAUAGGGUAAAAGGAAUAGAAGGCCCCCUGUCGAUGUAGCUAAAUACUUGACCAGGUAUUUUCAGGGUCCGACCUGGUAUUUGGAUCAGGGUGACAUGAUUUUGUGUUUUAAGUUAUUUUUGGUUAUUUUUAAUUGUCCAGACCUAUAUAAAGGCUGAAACUCGGGUUUUAGGGUUAGUUUUUAGCAAAAUAUUGAUUUUUAUCUUCGUUUUGAGCUUUAGGCUUGAACUUUUCUCUGUAUCAGUCAAGUUUUCCCAUUGAUUUUGGUCGAGAUUCUACCUAUUAUAUUAAUAGAGCCUUCUCCCAAUUACGUGUUGAGAUUGCACUUUCAAUUCCAUCCUAUCACUAUCAUUUUAUUUUUGUUAUUAGCUGCGUUACUUUGAUAACUACGGGUACAGAAUCCGUGCUCAUAUCAUCUUAACAUUAACCUUGAUAAAUUGGAACAUUAGCCUUGAAAAAUUAUUAUUGUGAGUGUUAUGUGUUUUUCCUUAUUAAUAUUAUUUCGUUUUUGUUUUUAUAUGAACCUUAAAAUAUUACGAUUUUACAAUUUGAUUUAAGAUUCUGAUGUUACCUCCAUAUUAGAGUUUAUGUAAAAUCUCGAUUUUAACUGCUUUGGUGGUUUGUUUGAUAAAUUUGUGGUCUAAACUUGUUGUCUAUUUUAAAAAGUUUGUUUACUGUUUAAUAAAAUUGUGGUCUACAUUUUGUGGUUCCCACCCCUUCCCCCAUUUAAUUGCACGAGACACACGUGAAUCCCUCUUCUCCCAAAUUUUCAUUGAUUGUGGUAAACUCAUUUAAACUGAAAAGUCAUCGAAACAAAAUGUUUCUAUUGUC
Molecule: messenger RNA, 3437 nt
Organism: Linum trigynum
Lineage: Eukaryota; Viridiplantae; Streptophyta; Magnoliopsida; Malpighiales; Linaceae
Source: the annotation of a GenBank genome assembly